AUGAUGUUACUAACUGAAAAACGUCGUCUAGCACUAUUAGAAGAAUCUCUAUGCCGUUCGAAUGCAUUAACCAGUGGUAUGGUUGCCACUUUAGAUAAUUUCGAGCGCAAAUUAAAAUCGUUAGAUGAACUUGUCACACCUGUCUAUGAGGCCACUAAUGAACUACGUUUAUUGUUGAAUAAUGUCGAUCAGAGUUUGUCAUUGGUUGAUUCGGUUCUACAUUACUAUGAUAUUUGUGGUGAAUUAACGCAAACCGUUUCAUCGGGUCCUGGUGGAGACUUAACGGAUUAUCUAGCGGAAUUAGAUCGUUUAGAAGAUGCGGUGAAAUAUUUCAAACGUGUUACAGCAGUAGCGGAACGCGAACGUGUGACACAGUUGUACGAUGUUGGCAGAAAACGGCUCGUCGACGAAACGGAUAAACUCAUUUUAAGAUACGCAAAUCCUUUAUCAUCGAAAGAAAUCAUGGAAUUGUGUGAAGCAGCUUCGACAGGAACUCAUAUCGAUAUUCAUUCCAUGCAAGAAGCAGACAUGGCAACGUUGAGAGCAAUCAUUGAAUGGUUUAGUUCACAUGGCUUUCGACAAGGUCUGAUUGAUUCGUACGCAACGAAACGUGGUACCAUGAUACGGCGAUCGAUUCAACUUUUGGAAGAACAUUUGAGAAAAACUUCCAUUCGACGUGGUUCAACUAAUCUACUGUCUGCUAGUCCGAAUAUAUCUCAACAUGGUUAUUCAGGCUCACAUACACUACGCAAACAAGGAGGCAAAUUAGGACGGUUUUUUACACCAGAAAUGGGCCGCCGUUUAAUUCGUUCUCCAGCUGCACCGACUUUACCGCGUGGCAUAAACGCUUCUCUAUCCAGUUCUAUAUCAGCUAUCGAUGAUGGUAUGACAUUUGAAUCAAGCGAUGAUCGUGACACAGCUAAUUACAAAUAUUUACUCGAUGCAUUUAUUGCGCUUCUACAACGUGAUCGUGAUCUUUUGAAUUAUGUAUUUCCAAAGGAAUUACAAUCACUUGUGUUUACUAAACUAAUUGAAUUACCAUUGGUUUACAUGCGCGAAGAAGCACAGAGUUUAUGUGAAUCGAUUGAACGAUUACCACACAAGUUAGAUACCGGAAAAUUUGCUGUGUAUGGUAUUUUUUCCAUUUUGAAAUGGUUCUUAAAAUCUCGACCAACGUUUUCGAAACUCUAUCAAGAAAGUGACAUUGCUCGACGACAACAGUUUACUACACUGUCAGCUACUUUCGAGCAAUCGGCUGUCGCUUGUUUACGAGGAAUACUUGACGAGGUUCGACUGGACACUUCGCCGCCUAGUCAAGGCGGUAAUGUUCAUCCUUUGACAUCGCAUGUGUUGGCUUUUAUGGAAGGUUUACUUGCUUACGAAGAUACAGCAACUAUCAUUGCUUCGAUCUAUGUCGAACAAGAGCAAGGAACUAGUAAUAUCGCUCCAUCUGGCACCGAAAAAGGUCUUUAUGAUUUGGGAACGUAUUUCACUCAAUUAGUUCGUUGGUUGCACACAAGUCUUGCUAAGAAAACUGAUGGUUACCCUUCACGUCAUGACACAACUAUUCGUGCAAUUUUUCUCUUGAACAAUGUAAAUUAUCUUCUUAAACGUCUGGAAAACUCACCUAUACUUGUAAUCAUUCAGCGUUGUCAAUCCGAUUUAAAAUGCAAAUAUGAAGAUGAUUUUCAAAUGAGUCUGAAAGAUUACACCAAAUGUUAUACUCCGCUGAUAAUUGCUAUUCAACAAAUGCUUGAAUAUGAUAAUGUCAAUCGUUUAUCCGAUGGAAAAUUACGUGAUCGUGAUCGCGAACAGCUGAAAGAAAGUUUUGCGUCGAUCAACUCAGCGAUUGAUAAUUUACGUCAACAAUGUCAAGAAUAUAUUGUUAGUGAUGUUGGUUUACGUGAUCGCUUGCGCAAUGAAGGAAAAAAGUUAAUCUUAGAAAUGUAUAAAACUUAUUACACUAAAUUCGCCAAUAAAGACUUUACUAGACAUCGCGAGAAAUAUAUUCGUUAUGAUCCAACAGUACUCGAAUUAACUAUUGAUAAUUUUUUUGAACAUCGUUUGUAA
This is a messenger RNA of Adineta ricciae, 2070 nucleotides long. NCBI's taxonomy places the organism in Eukaryota, Metazoa, Rotifera, Eurotatoria, Adinetida, Adinetidae. The record is from the annotation of a GenBank genome assembly.